AUGGGCUUUGUUCGCUGUCUACAAGCUCUGUUGUUGUUAUCACAACUCAUUCCCUUUCACGCCUCCCUUAUGACGCAGAGAACAGUAAAUUGUCAAAACUUCAAGUUUGCUAUAGAUGAGGAUGUCAUCUACAACCAUGUUCUUGAGAGUCACGUGUUUAAAAGAUCAACAGUCCUCAGCGCCGCCCAGUGUCACGUGAAGUGCAAAGAUGACUGCUUGUGUGUAUCCAUGAAUUAUUUUCCAUGGUCUAAAGAAAAUAACUGCGAGCUUAACGAUGUUAACAGAGACAUGGAGCCCGCGGCAAUAAAAUGGAAGCAAGGAGGAAAUUAUUAUGAUCUGGUGAGGAGCUACACGCUAAAGGGCGGAGAAAACUACGUAUCAGGAAAACAUCUUUGUGUUAAUAAAUGCUGCAGCCUAAAUCCCUGCCUCAACGGAGGGGUAUGUCAGGAAAUUUGUGACACUCACAGCACCAGGUUUAACUGUACUUGUCCUGAGAUAUACACUGGUCAGCGGUGUGGUAAGAUAAGUCAGAUUACUUAUCCAAGAAGCUGCAAAGACAUUGCUAAGAACGGCGCCUCAGCAGCAGGAAACUACAAUAUAUUCAACUCAGCCGAUGAACCGUUUUCUGUUUACUGUGACUUGCAAUCAGAACCUGGCUUUGUAUGGGCGUUGAUACAGUCUUUCUCCAUUGCUAAUAAGGCGACAUUUAAGGACAAAGGGUUUGGCACCGAUUUUCCCGUGAAUGACAAUAACAACAAUAAGGAUUGGAACUCUUAUCGGCUUUCAUUGGCAAGAAUGCAAUCUCUUUUUCAAUACUCGACACAUCUGAGAGUAACAUGCAACUUUCCAACAGAUGGCCUGCGGUACACGGACUACGCACGCGCCGUUCUUCGGGCAGGUCAUGAUAUAUUUGGAAACUGGAAUCAAGAUUGCAAAUUGUUCGAGUAUAUUAACAUCCGCGGAAUUCACUGUUCUAAUUGCACCGCCGACACAAGAAUGGAAUCUGAUAAAGCUUGGUUCGUAAACAGUUUUAAAAGCAAGGACAAAGGUUGCGAUUUUGAUGGAUCACCAGGAGCAGUUGACGGCGAAAAUAAUUUUGGAAUGUACCAUUCCGGGGCGAUAAAUACGAAUCACCGCUGCUCUUCUUCAUCUUCCUCUACAACACAAUACUGGUUUGGAGUUAAACACGAAUAG
Molecule: messenger RNA, 1194 nt
Organism: Pocillopora damicornis (cauliflower coral)
Lineage: Eukaryota; Metazoa; Cnidaria; Anthozoa; Scleractinia; Pocilloporidae
Source: RefSeq, a predicted model, not a curated record